AUGAACCUGGAAAUCAAGCAGGUAUACGGAUGGGUACGACUUCCAGGUCUUCCCUACCACUAUUACCACAAAAGCAUCCUACGAGCCAUUGGAGAAGUGAUUGGGAAUGUGCUUAAAAUUGAUUAUAACAUGGAGGGCCUUGAGAAAGCACGUUUUGCUCGCCUUGCUGUGAAGAUCGAUCUAACCAAGCCUCUGGUCUCUAUGAUCAAGCUCGAUGGAAUGACGCAAUAUGUCGAGUAUGAAGGACUACCCACGAUUUGCUAUCACUGUGGUCGCUACGGGCACCUAGACUCUGUAUGUCCGGUGAAAGUGCAACCUCAAGGAACAACCCCGGUAACAUCCAACCCCUUGGCUGAGGGCCCUACGAAGCCAGCACCACCGCUGUCUGUAGCAGAAACCUGGGCGAGUGAAACUCAGACGAGGGAAGAGAAAGUGUUUAGUGAGUGGAUGAAAGCCCCUACUCGAGGAGGCCGGUACACCAGAGGCAGCCGAAGGAACCCUGACAGCAGCACACACUAUAGGGUAAAUGGAGGCAAUAGGUUCAAUAUCCUAGCCACCUCGGAGAUAGCAAACAGUGAUUAG
Neltuma alba is the source of this 582-nucleotide messenger RNA. RefSeq lists its product as uncharacterized. The transcript has a single exon. The coding region runs from base 1 to 582 and encodes 193 amino acids. Gene Ontology annotation, molecular function: zinc ion binding; nucleic acid binding. Lineage: Eukaryota; Viridiplantae; Streptophyta; Magnoliopsida; Fabales; Fabaceae. The record is from RefSeq and is a predicted model, not a curated record.